AUGGCCGAUGCGCACAUGAUCGCGUAUGAUGUGGUUGUGGAGGACGGGCUGUUGGUGCAGAGCUGUGCCUUUCAGCUCAUGUGGGAGGCCCUCCAGCCGCCGCUGUGUCUGUGGAGUCGUGUGCAGCUGAAGCACCGACAGAUCUGCGAUCGCCUCCCAGAAGAGCAACGGUACAAGGUGUGUAGUGUAGGCCUCAUUGCUCCUCUUCUUGUUGUGCUUACUUGA
Molecule: messenger RNA, 225 nt
Organism: Trypanosoma grayi
Lineage: Eukaryota; Euglenozoa; Kinetoplastea; Trypanosomatida; Trypanosomatidae
Exons: 1
Coding region: 1-225 (74 amino acids)
Source: RefSeq, a predicted model, not a curated record